UUUACUCGUACACGGCCCAUUACGGUCGUGUAAUGUAUGCGAAACCGUGUCUGUGUUUUACAUGCAUGUGUAUCCGAGUGCAGAGCGAUGGCUCGGUUGAUUAGCGCACUGCGAUAUGAACCCAGCGCCCUGAGCUUGACUUCCGGACACGGCUAACGUCAGUGGCGAGUGGUACCUGCACCGAUUCUGCGUGGUGAAGUGGGUUUUUUUUUACAAAAGGAUGUAAAUUAUGAUUACAUGGUUAAAUGACUGCGUAGUGUUUAGUGAUAGUAAUUGUUAUAAGUGCUACGUUAGUGUUUUGCAAUGAAAUGGGGUUUCACGGCUCACGUGUUUAUUUUUAAGUCGCGAUUGUUUUAAGACAAAUUGGUUGACCGCUUCAAUUUCAUACCUAAUUAACUGAAUUAUUUUAAAUGACAGCAGGUCCCCGCGAAAUGGCCCGUGGCUCUUGUAGGAGAUUUGCAGGCGCUGCCAUGCAUGACCGCGUUCUCAACCGCAGUGCGAACGCGCGCGUGUGAUGAUGCGGGAAAACGUAUGGCGCUGUCGCGAUUAUUGCAUGCGGACGUGGGGUACUCCAUGGUUCUAGCGAAGCGCCAGAGGUAGCAACUGGGAUACGGUUCGUAUCGGUGGAAAGGCUGGUACAAGUGGCUGGUGGGAUAGUUGAUUAGGGAUAGCACUCAGGGCAGGUUGGCUAUUUGGAAAGGCUGGCGAGUACUAGGAGCUGGUUGGCUAGUUGGUUAACGCUAGCGUUUUCUUGGCGAGUGCGCUCCACCGUAACACUUUGCCCCUCCCAUUGUCCUUUUCCCGUCUUUUUUGUCCACGUUUUGUGCCAUACACACAGCGUUAAUUGGGCUCGAAUUGGAACGCUGACAACUCGAACCCCCAGAGUGUGCACAUGUUACUCGCAGUAGAGGUUCGGGGCAGAAGUCAACCGCCUUGGUGGUGCUUGUGGCUUGCCGGCCCUGCUGUGCCAAGCAGAGGCCUCACCAGUCCCGGCUCGGCUGCCGGUACCAUGGAGGACCUCGCCCACCAGAUUGUGGAGCAGCACGUCGCCGAGGCAUCCCAGAUGACGCUGAUGGGGGCGCAGGCCACACUCGUGGGGAGCCCUCUGUUCAACAGCCCGCCGCAGAAAAUCCAGAUCGUCUCCACCGACCCCUCACUCGGCAAUCCUCACCGCAUCCAGGUCGCGGCAGUCAAAGGAUCAACGUGCGGUGGUGCGGCCUGGCAGAUCGUGACGGACCAGCAGACGGGCCAGAAGAUCCAGAUUGUAACGGCGAUGGAGACCGGCGGCACGCCACCCAAACAGUUCGUGUGGGCCACGGCGGACGACGGGCACGGCGGGGGCAAGCUGAUCCUGGCGGGCACGCCCGAGCAUGGCGCCCAGGGCGGCAAGAUCAUCCUCGCUACGCCUGACGGCCUCGGAAGCCGCCAGCUCAUCCUUACCACCCACGACGGCAGCGGCGGCACGCCGCAGCGUCUGCAGAUCAUCACGGAGCAGGCGUCCGGAGAGCACAUGGCCGGGCUGCGCAAGGACGACGGGCAGCAGAGGGCGGUGGACCCUGCGAGUGGCCUCCUCAAGCUGCCCGUCGAGUUCUGCGUCGUGUGCGGCGACCGCGCCUCAGGGCGGCACUACGGCGCCGUGAGCUGCGAGGGCUGCAAAGGAUUCUUCAAGCGCAGCGUGCGCAAGAACCUUAAAUACACGUGCCGUGGCAGCCAGGAUUGCGUAAUCAACAAGCACCACCGCAACCGCUGCCAGUACUGCCGCCUGCAGAAGUGCUUCAACGUGGGCAUGAAGACUGAGUCCGUGCAGUGCGAGCGCAAGCCGAUCGAGACGAUGCGCGAGAAGCCGGCCAACUGCGCCGUGUCGUCCGACAAGAUCUACAUCCGCAAGGACCUCCGCAGCCCCAUGGCCGCCACGCCCACCUUCGUCACGGACAAGGACACGUCGCGGACGGCUGGGCUCUUUGACUCGGGGAUACUGGUGAGUGUUCAGCAGCCGCUCUUAAGGAAUGAGAGCGCUCUGCUGAUGGAGACGAGCCAGGGAGACCUGAGCACCCUGGCCAAUGUCGUGACAUCACUCGCCAACUUCGGCAAGGGCAAGGAGGACUCGCCGGGAGCCACCACGACCGCCGCCAACACCAGCGCCAGUUCUGCCAGCUCCUCUGGGGAGCUGCCCGGCCUGGACACGCUGAGCAACGGAGAAACCUCGCUGACAGAGAUCGCCCCCGACAGCCAGUCGGCCAGCGAGAUCACGCGGUCAGCGGCAUUCGACACUCUGGCCAAGGCCCUCAAUGCGAGCGAGGGCGGCGGUGGCGGGGAAGGGCCCGAUGGUGCGGCCUCCAUAACCGGUUCUAACUCCACGAGCCUGCAGCUCAUGGGCGCCAACGACCAGAAUCUCCCGGUGAUCGAGAUCGACGGCCCGCUCCUCACCGACACGCACGUCUCCUUCAAGCUGACGAUGCCGUCGCCCAUGCCUGAGUACCUGAACGUUCACUACAUCUGCGAGUCGGCGUCGCGCCUCCUCUUCCUCUCCAUGCACUGGGCACGCUCCAUCCCCGCAUUCCAGGCCCUGGGGCUGUGCAGCCAGGAGGGCAACACGGGGCUGGUGCGGGCCUGCUGGAACGAGCUCUUCACGCUGGGCCUGGCGCAGUGCGCCCAGGUUAUGAACCUUUCCACCAUCCUCACCGCCAUCGUCAACCACCUCCAGGCCAGCCUGCAGCAAGACAAGCUGACGACAGAGCGGGUCAAGGUGGUGAUGGAGCACAUCUGGAAGCUACAGGAGUUCUGCAACAGCAUGAGCAAGCUCAACGUGGACCCUUACGAGUACGCCUACCUCAAGGCCAUCAUCCUCUUCAGCCCCGACCACCCGGGGCUCGUCAACACGGCGCAGAUUGACCGCUUCCAGGAGAAGGCGCACGUGGAGCUGCACGAGUACAUGAGCAAGAGUUACCCCGACGACCCCCACAGGCUAGCGCGGCUACUCCUGCGGCUGCCGGCGCUCCGUCUCAUGAGCUCCAACAUCACGGAGGAGCUGUUCUUCGCGGGGCUUAUCGGCAACGUGCAGAUCGACAGCAUCAUCCCCUACAUUCUGCGCAUGGAGACGGCCGAGUACAACAGCCAGAUCACGGGCACCAGCGCCUGAACGCACGUGCGCCUGAACGCACGUGCGCGUCGCCGGCAUACCGGAUUGGACCGACUCCCGGUGGACUCCUGCGGUCGCUGGAGAAGUCCAGCAAUGCUGCCGAAUCGCCAUGGCCGCAUGAAUCCGCUUCCAGGACCGUGUCCUCGUUGUAACCGCACCUUCGCCGCGACGUGGGUCGCGCCACUGUACGGCUGACCGACGUUUUCCUUGGGCCACCGUUGUCGCCACCACUACCAGACUGCGUUGCCGCACCGGUGGCCCCAGUUUGUGGUGGGGGCGGGGCUUCCAUGUGCCGUGUUGACUUUUCAACUCUGGCUUGAGCGUGGACUCGUUCGGACUUGCGUGGCUGGCAUGACCACCGCCACUGCUGCCGUUUACCACGGUCAUGGUGCUGGCGUCGCCACCGCCAUGUGGCCAGGUGGAACUUUGUCGACGUAAGAGUUUGGAAGAACCCUUCAGCACGAAACAGGAGGCGUCUUUUGUGCAGCAUGCGCAAAGACCAAGCUGCACACACUCGCACACGCCGCACAGUGUUACAAAAGAAAUGUGGUGCGGACGGGCCAGGCUUGCCAAGCUGCUACAUUGCUGUGACACCGUAGAGGGGUUCAGAGGGGAGGUGAAGGGAAAUACCCCCCCGUCCCCAGGCCUGAGGUUCGAAGGCUACAGAGUUUGGUCUCCUCCCUCUGGGUGUUGUGUUGCGGAGCGUUCCACCUUGCCCAGGUCAUCACGGGAGUGUUUCCUGCCACAACCCCCGGCUCGCACAACCACAGUGGGAGUGUGUGCUUGCGCCUGUGUAUUUUACUCAACUUUGUCAGGACAAUCAAGGAGUUUUCCUAAUCUGUCGUGUACGUUUCCUCCCAGCGGUGGUGGAGAUUUAUUUAAAAAUUGCUCAGUAUUUUUUUAUUUUAUAGAGCGACUAACGCGCCGAUACGAUUCUGGCUUUUGAAUCAACAGCAAGCGCCGUGGACGAGCAGCGCAUUUUGUACAUUCACUCUGCUACUUGGUUCACUCGGCGUAUUGCCCUCAUUUUUUUAUUUGAGAUUUUUUUAGGCAUCUGAGUCGACAAAUAUGUUCCACCGGAACUGCCCCCUCCCCCCCCUUGUUGUUGGUCAGCCUCAUCCAUUUUAAUUGCGUAUGUGUGCCGUCCAACAUCAGCUCAGUGGAAACGACCGCCGGCUUGACCUCUCCCAUGAGUGACACUCGUCCGCGGGGCCACGUUCUCCACUGCUAAGUGAGACCGCGGAGAUGCCACAAAAGUUGGUGCUCGCGCCGGACUGGGUGCUGCUGUGUUGGCGACUAGCCGGUUCUACUGAGACAGGAGCUACCAACACCACCACAAAUUGCCGCGUGGCCGCCGGGUUCUCCCUGGAGGCGUCCACGUUAAAGUCGACAGCCCAGCGGUCCCGAAUCAGUCCCGGAUCGAAUCCGAAUCCUUGCACUUCACCGGAACAUGGCAGGCAGACCAUGAGCUGUGCUCCCACCGCCACCACUACGUGCUUGUUUUAGCUGGAGUCGUGCUGUAAAAAAAAAAACAUUCUUUUUAUGAUCUGUAUAAUUUGUUUUAUAUUAAAAAAACCCCUGCUACUUCCUGCUGGAACGAUCGCGGUAGUUUUUGUGGCACUGGGGACGCCAGCGGAGAGGAGUGUUUUGGGGCUGCGCCAGGGUCCAGCACUCCCAGCAAAUCAGGCGACGGCACUCCCUGGGGAAGCGUGAAACGAAGCUGGUGUAGGCGUCCCAGCUGGUGCCAAGAGCACAGCCCAGAGCAGUCAGGGGGUGCCCCAACAUUCGCUACCGAUUGAAUCUGGAGCCAUUAAGAGCUGCCAACACUAAUUGCCUCUUUUUAGUAGGUGGUAACAACUCUUUAUCAAAGCGUGCAUAUUGCAGUGGGAUCACCUACGCAAACGAGUAGGCGUGCAAUUCGUGCGCGUGCGAAUUUACUUUGUUCUGCGAAUCUCCAUAUCACUUGAGACCUGACGCAUAUUGGUCAAAAUGCAUUUCACUCAUUUCACUGUCGCAUAAGCGACUCCAUAGUCGAGAAGAAUUGGGCGCUCGGCCCAAACGUCUCCUUGCUCUUCCCAGGCGAGCGUGUUCUCCAGGCCCAGUGUCUUACCCGAGCCAGGUGAACACCUGGGCUGUCCACCUGUUCGAUCCACGUGUUAUACCUAGCAGACCUCGGAUCAAAUUAAAAUUACAAAUGCAACAGUAUUGCGAUUUCCAAUGACUGCUACAAGUACAUUCAUUACAAAUUACAGUUACCAUUGUACCAUUGUAAUUGACACCAGGUAUGACCUGAACCAGCAUUUGCACCCAAGGAGUCCCCUAUCUAAGCCAUGUGUCACACAGUUUCACAGGUCUGUAUUCCACCUGGGGUGAGACCAGGGGUUAAUUUCAGCCGAGGUCUGUCCGUGUCGGUAACCUAAAACAUUAACCUCUAGCGCCUCGCAUCCAAUAACAACCACAGCUAUGGUUGUGGCGUGCUACUGAUCACGCGCCACCUACUCCAGUCUACCAGCGACCGGAAAUAUACUCAGAAUGUUAUUCCUGUUUGAGAUCAUAUUUUACAUGUCAGCCCCGCGUUCUUCCUCUUGGCUGGUAUCAGCAGGCUACGAUUGGUCUUGGAUGGAGGCUAUUACGUCUCUGCCAUUCGUCACACUCUUUAGCGCGUCGUGUAUGUGUACAUCUUCAUGAUCGUUAUAUUAUAAUACGAGAGUUGGAAGCGGUUUUAAUUGACUGGAUACUUGGAAUAUUUAGAUUUGCGCUGGAGCAACACGAGGCGCUGGCUGUGUGCUAUUGCUCCGCGUGUAGCUGCUUUAAAGUCGCCGUUUUGUACCUCUCUCGUCUCUUCUGUUGUCACAGCCUCCGACCGGGACUCGGAGCUCAGGCCCUACCAUGGAAUAAAAAAACACCCCUGCGAACUCA
Messenger RNA from Petromyzon marinus (sea lamprey), 6058 nucleotides. Its product is annotated as nuclear receptor subfamily 2 group C member 2. The record is from RefSeq and is a predicted model, not a curated record. Gene Ontology annotation, biological process: regulation of DNA-templated transcription. NCBI's taxonomy places the organism in Eukaryota, Metazoa, Chordata, Hyperoartia, Petromyzontiformes, Petromyzontidae. Gene Ontology annotation, molecular function: DNA-binding transcription factor activity; zinc ion binding; sequence-specific DNA binding.